CAAAAUUCAGGGCAGGGCCAAAUGGGGUCAAUUGUACAAACACCCUGUCAUCAUGUCAUGUCAAAAAUCCAAUAUGACUGUCAUCAUGUCAUGUCAAAAAUCCAAUAUGACUGUCAUCAUGUCAAUUGUCAAAAAUCCAAUAUGACUGUCAUCAUGUCAAUUGUCAAAAAUCCAAUAUGACUGUCAUCAUGUCAUGUCAAAAAUCCAAUAUGACUGUCAUCAUGUCAAUUGUCAAAAAUCCAAUAUGACUGUCAUCAUGUCAUAUCUAAAAAGUUUUAAAUGGUAAUAACUCCAAAACCAUUGAAUUGACUUGGUUCAUGCAAUUAUAUCAUUUGUAGAAUAUCUUUAAGGCUAAUUUUCCCCCAUGCCAUGUUAAUUUAUAAAGCUCACAAAGGGUCAACAGUCCGUCUAUUUUCAGAAAAUUUUCAUUUCUUCAUACUUAGGGAUGCUGACUUUCUCUAACUAAUAUGUCACCACAAAAUAUUCAUAAUAAAAAAAUGUCCAUAAAGGGUCAAAGUUUAUUUAUCUUUAGAAAUUUUUCACUUUUCUACUUUUUGGAAAAAUUCUUUCAAUAUUAAGGUCCAUGGAGUAUGUCAUUCUGAUGAUUAUAAAAUAUUCUACACCAGUUAGUUAUUUUUGUAAAUAGUAAGCCUUUAGGUAUUUUGUGCUUUAAAUAGAUGAAAAUUUCUAGUUGGAGUACCUGAUUUAUGUAAAUCUUUCUUUAAAGACCUAAAAGUUACGUUUAAAUGUUUUAUAUGAACAUUUUCAUGUGUAUUUAGUUUCAUAAAUAAUUAAAACAAGGAAAAAAACCUACAAUCUAUUGGUUAUUCAGUAUCCACAAGGUGUUUUAAGAUUGUCUUGAUUUCAGCAAAUUUAUGGGAAGUUGUAAAAAUCUUUCAAGUUACAACAAUGUUUUGUUUUUGUUUUACAGCUAUGAGGAUGCUGGGCAGAUUGGAGUACAUGAUGAGAGAAGAGUGAUGAAUGACUGAUACACUUGACAGUGAUCCUCGCUUUACUAUUUUGAUUAAUUUACCCUUUGACUGGUGACCAAUCAACCACUGACCUUUAUCACCAAGUCAACCUUCUAGCAGCCAUGGGAGAACCUACAGCCAAAUGGAACCUCCUUCAGCUUGCCUUUGUAGCAGUCUACCCAGCAUGUCUGUCUUCUAUACGAAUGGUAGACGGUAUGGCCCUCCUUGCCCUGUAUGUGUUCCUAUUUAUACUGUGUAUACCACCGAUGUUCAUACAACACAAACUCGGAGGCUACGAACAGAGAGGCAUUGUGGGUCUCUUCUCUAGAUAUCUCCCGAUUGCAAAGGGAGUAGGCGUGGCCUUACUUAUUGACCUGUUCCUGACAUGUGUUUACUUUGCACCAUUGGUCUGCCACUUUGGGAUGUAUGCAGUGAUUUCUAUGAUCCAGGAGCCGUACCUCUGGGAAGGUUGUAGUAAUGCGUGGAACACGGACAAGUGUGUUGAGAAUCUGCCUGUCACCAUGCACUCCCAAAAUGAGGGAGUGUAUUACAACCAGUUGUCAGGACAGACAGCAGAUGUUGCAAGGCAGACACCUGAAAAGGAAUUCUUCAAUCUGCAGUACCUACAAAUCACGGAUAAGAUAUCAGACAUCCGUGGUUUUCCUGUGUGGAAUAACACUGCACCAUUCCAGGAUAUCGGAUUCUCCAUACUUCCAGUCGGCCUAACUGUGGUGUGGCUUGUCGUUUUUCUCAUUGUGGCAUUUGGUGGCCGAGUUUGUGGCUGGAUUCUGUUUGUGAUGUGUCCUGGGUUCCUCGGCACACUGUUUGCCGUCCUGGUAUAUGGAUACAUGAACCUAGACAAGGCUGCCUCGAACCAGUUCCUUGGCAGAUUUUAUAACCUUAACUUUGAUGGUUUUGUUGAUAUACGCACCAAUAGAAAACUCAUCACGGACUGGGAGAAAGGCUUCAGUCUACUGAUGAACUCAUUCCCAGUAUGGACGGCCAUUCCUGCUACCCUGGGCAAGAUGACAGGACGAGGCAAAGUCAGUCGUAACUUGGGCUGGUUACUCAUUAUCCUUGUGUAUGCCUGUAUAGUCCAGGUCCCUCAGCUGGCUAUGGCUCCUUAUCUAGGCAACCUCCUCGAAAAAACAUCAUCGUCACUCCCUGAGAGUACCUUUCUAGGUAUCAAGGUUGUGUUCCAAGCCAUGCCUGCAGCCUUCUCCAUACUCAAUAUACCAAAGGAAUACGCUAUGCUCUUUUUCCUGUCUCUCUUCCUCAGUGGAGUCAUGUUCCUGUCUGUGGGUAUGCUGACAAUAGUUGACAACAUAUGUGACAGUUUGUUUUCCCGAUCAUCACGUUUAUCUUCUCACAAGAUCCUCGUCAACUUUGUCAUUUCAUUCGUCAUGAUUGUACUUGCCCUGGGGGCAGGUUUCAUCCACAUGACCCAGGCCGGCAUGUACUACACAGUACUGAUGGACCAGUCUGUCCUCAGACUACGCUUCAUCACCGUCGCACUGCUGGCAUUCUCCAUUAUCAUUGUAUAUGUGAGAAAUCGUUUUACAGUAGCAGAAAAGGUGCUGCUGAGUAUAUGGUGUAUACUAGCUGCUAUUGGAGCUACUGGAUUCUGGCUGUAUUCAUUUAUCAUUACCAAGAACAUCCCCAUUAGCUACGCAGGCCACCAGGUGUCAGAUCUGUGGGAACUUAUCAGCUGGUUACUGGCUGGAGUUCCAUAUAUCGCCAUCCCAGCUGCUGCCAUUCACAGCUGUAUGCUGCACGAAGGGGACUGCAGUGAGCGGUCCCGAUAUCUCUUGUGUGGAGGAGACGAAGAUGAUGACGAUGAGGAAGAACCUAGGAAUUACGACGGUUAUUUUCCGACUGAGCCAACAGCCCCUCCCUACAGUUACAUGGACCCUGGGGGUCAGCAUUACAGUCAUUCUCUCUAUCCUGUAGACGAUCUACACAAAGCCACAUACGACCCGGAGAUGGAGCCUCUUAACUCCGACGUACGGACAAGUCGGAUUUAGAUAUCUCAUGUUUUGACUAGAAAUUCAAUGGCUGGAAGAUUUAUGUAAUGAAGUGUACUAGUUAAAAAGAGUUAAGGAAAGAGUUAACACAAACUAAGUGCAGAUAACUCAUUUCAGAAAAGUAGGAAUUGGUGGUGUGCUGUUAAAAACAGUGUUUAAGUGGAGAUAACUCAUUGAAAAAGUGAGGGAUUCAGAGGUGAAGGUGCCUGCCCUUGUUAGACAAGAUUAAUGAGGAAUCAAUUAAAACCCUUUCGAUAAACCAUUAACAGGUUCAAUUUAGAUCCCUUUGUUUGGAACAAAGACUGAUAUGAAAGGAACAUCAUUCUACAGAAGAAGCUUAUACAGAGUAAUCUCCCCUUUAAUGAUGAUAAUAUGAUAUAGAUAUAUGUUCUGAAAACCUGUUGGCUGUGUGAUGCAACAAUCAUAAGUAAUACUCUACAGCUGUUCUGAGAUGUUGUUUGAUUGUUCACCAGAAAUGCUGGGCAAAUCUACAAGAGCUGUGUUCCAGUUAGAUAUGGACAUUUUUGUCUGGAUUGAUGUGAUUUUAUCGCUAAUGAGUUAACUGGCUGAUAACUCUUUGAAAAUCAUUGUGAAAUGGAUGGAAUUAUUAUGUUAUUUAUCUUGAAAUUAUUGCUUUUUUCACUACCAGUAUUUUAAUGAUGAUAUUUUAUUUGAUGAUUAAAGUGUUUUAUGUUAAGUAAACAAACUCCUUGUGUGGAAAUGACAAAACAGCAACGUGUAAAUAAUUACUUUUUUUACAAUGUGUUGAAGGUGUAUUGGUCAAUUUAGAGAUUUAACAAUUCUUUGACACAAAAUGCAAUGAAUGCUACUAGUCAAUGUACAGUGUCUGUUCGGAUUGUUGAUGAGGGGAGACAACUAUGGAGAAUUCAGGGGAGAUAAUUGUAAUGUCCUGAAAAUGAUUUAGGUAAAAUUGUUGGAUAUGAAUUGUAUGCAGAUUAUGUUUCAUGUGUGGAAACGAAUAGACAAUGCAGACAGAUCACUGUUGUGGACUAAAGUAUUACAAGAAAAUAUAAUAAAAAACAUGGCAACCAUGGAUGUAAGAAUA
This is a messenger RNA of Pecten maximus, 4061 nucleotides long. RefSeq names its product sodium- and chloride-dependent GABA transporter 2-like. Gene Ontology annotation, cellular component: membrane. Gene Ontology annotation, biological process: sodium ion transmembrane transport. The record is from RefSeq and is a predicted model, not a curated record. NCBI's taxonomy places the organism in Eukaryota, Metazoa, Mollusca, Bivalvia, Pectinida, Pectinidae. Bases 1094 to 2995 code for a protein of 633 amino acids. The transcript is spliced from 17 exons.